Messenger RNA from Linnemannia hyalina, 459 nucleotides. The record is from the annotation of a GenBank genome assembly. NCBI's taxonomy places the organism in Eukaryota, Fungi, Mortierellomycota, Mortierellomycetes, Mortierellales, Mortierellaceae.
AUGCCUGCAGCAAACGCAACCAUCCUCGCAGAGUCAGACUCCUCAAUCACCCUCCCCUCCAUCGCUGCACCCACUGCAUCUAUCGCAGCGCCCAUCAAAACCCUCGUCGAAGCCAUCAACAACCCCUCCCCCACUCCCUCUCGUCCCGUCUCCCCUCCCGUCUCCGAAAAGGAACUACUCCUCCAACAGGAACUCGAAUCUUUGGAGGUCGUUGUCAAGCACGCAGAGGAUCCCGAGAGCUGGACACGUCGGACUGCAUACUCGCUCGUCACGGAUGAUUACCGGAUUCAUCAUCUUACGGCUGGCACCUUGCGCGGGGACGGGAUGCUUAGUGUAAAGCCGGCGUUGUUCCAGAGCAAGGAUCAGUUGCAAGUCAUGUCGGUGUUGCAUGUCGGGUCUGAUCUGUGUGGGCAUCCUACUAUCGUCCACGGUGGUCUUCUUGCUACACUUCUUGAGUAA